AUGAAUACAAAAACACUUCUGCUGAUUGUAUCAAACGAGUUAUGCGAAAGAUUCUGCUUUUAUGGACUGCGAUCACUUCUAUUCUCGUUCCUGCGAGCAGAAUACCUGCUCUCUGUUAGGAGUUCAACUGCAUUCCUCCACUUAUUCAUUUCAAUGAGCUACUUGUUUACACUGCUAGGCGGUAUUGUGUCUGACAUGGUACUGGGAAAGUACAACACGAUAGUCACUCUGGGCUCUGUAUAUCUGGUAGGCACUUUCUUCCUUACAUAUGCAUCCGUGCAAUAUGCAUCUCAGGUGCUGAUUCUAGCAAGUCUAAUGCUGAUAUCGCUCGGAACAGGAGGCAUUAAGCCAUGCGUUGCUGCAUUUGGUGGAGAUCAGCUUGGACAGGCUAGCUUAUCAGGCAGAAAACGGUUCUUUGAUCUCUUCUAUUUCGCAAUCAACAUCGGAAGCAUGGCCUCAAUGAUUCUGUCGCCGAUUCUAUCCGAUGUUGGAUGCCUUGGAAAGCCAACGUGCUAUCCGCUGGCAUUCGGAGCAUCAAGCACGCUACUCGGAGUGUCCAUGCUUCUGUUUAUUUCUGGCAAAGGCUCUUAUAUAAUAAAGCCUGUAAGGAAGCAGCAGCUUGCAGAUACAUUUAGAAUGGUUGGCGCAGCAAUAAAGACGAUUGUCAGGAAAAAACAGGCGGUAGGCCGAGACAAAACCGCCGGAAUAUCCACUGCAUCUGAAAAAGCACAUUAUUUGGUCUCAGCAGAUGACCAACAGAAGCUCGUGCAGAUUUCCAAGGUGCUUUUGCCUGCUAUAUUCUUCUGGAUGCUGUACGACCAGCAAUCGUCGUCGUGGGUCGAGCAAGGCUCUAAGAUGAGCACACAUGCAACUAUACUUGGCAUGCAGAUUGACAUUGUUCCCUCACAGAUGCAGGCAUUCAAUUCGAUAUUUACCUUGGCAUUUAUUCCAACCUUCUCAAAGGCAGUCUAUCCAAUGCUUGCUGCAAUAGGCAUUUCUCUUCCACCAGUAGAGAGAAUGAGUGUAGGAAUCGGACUGGUGUCAAUCAGUUUCUUCAUGUCCGCAUUCAUACAGCACAAAGUAGAUGUGCUUGCAUACAAUCACCAGCAGUUGUCCAUCCUAUGGCAGUUACCUCAAUAUGUUUUGCUGACUGCCGGAGAAGUAAUGCUGAACAUAACAGGCUUGGAGUAUGUCUACUCUGAAGCACCCGAGUCAAUGAACUCGUUAUCGCUAUCAAUGUGGCUGUUAACUGUGGCAGCAGGAAACAUCGUUGUUAUGCUUCUUUCGCUUGUUGAUGUGAUUGCUUUGCUGUCUAUUCCACAUCAUGAUACCAGCAGCUUCAUACUCUACGGUGUCAUAGGUCUGUUUGCAUCGAUCAGAAUGUUCUUGGCAAGAAAGCCGGCCAGUAAAUAG
This is a messenger RNA of Ordospora pajunii, 1413 nucleotides long. Its product is annotated as proton-dependent oligopeptide transport protein. NCBI's taxonomy places the organism in Eukaryota, Fungi, Microsporidia, Ordosporidae. Gene Ontology annotation, biological process: dipeptide import across plasma membrane. The record is from RefSeq and is a predicted model, not a curated record. The coding region runs from base 1 to 1413 and encodes 470 amino acids. Gene Ontology annotation, molecular function: dipeptide transmembrane transporter activity. The transcript has a single exon. Gene Ontology annotation, cellular component: membrane.